GACAAAUUCGACAUGAGGGCUCUUGUCCUAUUAGCAGUGGUUGCCGGCAUCGCGGCCGCAGACCUUCCUUCCACCAGCUACGGUGUCCCCAACGGAGCCUCGGGUAACGGGUUCGGAGCCUCGGGUAACGGAUUUGGAGCCUCGGGUAACGGGUUCGGAGCUUCGGAUAACGGAUUCGGAGCCUCGGGUAACGGAUUUGGAGCCUCGGGUAACGGAUUUGGAGCCUCGGGUAACGGAUUCGGAGCCUCGGGUAACGGAUUCGGAGCCUCGGGUAGCGGGUUCGGAGCCUCGGGUAACACAUAUGGCACGCCCAACGGUGGGUACGGAGUAGACCCUGAGAUUGCCGCUUUGGCCGAGAACAUUCCCGGGGGCGGCGUCCCCGGCGAGGACUACCCCAUCUUGGCUUCCGUGCCCGACACCGGCUUCUCGUGCGAUGCCCAGGCGGUGCAAGGUUAUUACGCCGACACUGCAGCUGAAGCCGGCUGCCAGGUGUUCCAUAUCUGCCAGGACCGCGCCCUCAGGCGCCAACAGGACUCGUUCCUGUGCCCCAACGGUACCAUCUUCAACCAGCAGUACCUGGUAUGUGACUGGUGGUUCAACGUGGACUGUUCUCAAGCUGAGAGCUUCUACUCCGUCAACGAACUCAUCGGAGUCGUUCCCGACGCCGGAUACGCCUAUGGCGCUGCCGUUAAUGGCAACGGCAACGGUCUUAACGGCGGAAGGAAUGGAAACGGAGCCAAUGGAAACGGAGCCAAUGGCAACGGAGUCAACGGUAAGGGAAGCAACGGUAAUGGAAGCAACGGUUAUGGCUCUAAUGGUAAUGGAAUCAACGGCAACGGUAGCGGUAGUGGCUCCAACGGUAACGGCGUUAAUGGCAACGGAAGCAACGGCAAUGGAAACGGCUCUCCCGUUGCUCCUUCCACCUCCUACGGCGCCCCCUUCUGAUCGGUCCGGCAGAAUUCUUCCUAUCUUUUUACAGAAUUCAUUGUUCUCAAAUACAAAUAAUAUUUAUGUACAAUUUUCAAUAAAUAUAUAAGUAAUCACA
Penaeus chinensis is the source of this 1045-nucleotide messenger RNA. Its product is annotated as glycine-rich cell wall structural protein 2-like. NCBI's taxonomy places the organism in Eukaryota, Metazoa, Arthropoda, Malacostraca, Decapoda, Penaeidae. The transcript has 3 exons. Gene Ontology annotation, cellular component: extracellular region. Gene Ontology annotation, molecular function: chitin binding. The record is from RefSeq and is a predicted model, not a curated record. The coding region runs from base 13 to 945 and encodes 310 amino acids.